Salpingoeca rosetta is the source of this 2335-nucleotide messenger RNA. RefSeq lists its product as uncharacterized. Lineage: Eukaryota; Choanoflagellata; Craspedida; Salpingoecidae. Gene Ontology annotation, molecular function: inward rectifier potassium channel activity. The transcript has 7 exons. The coding region runs from base 104 to 1900 and encodes 598 amino acids. Gene Ontology annotation, cellular component: plasma membrane. Gene Ontology annotation, biological process: regulation of monoatomic ion transmembrane transport; potassium ion import across plasma membrane. The record is from RefSeq and is a predicted model, not a curated record.
CAAAAACAACGCCCCCACUAGCUAGCCGGUCCUUCUUGCACACGUCCUUGUUUGCUUGCAAGCAACAGCACCAGCAUUCCCCACAGCAACAAGGACAAGCACCAUGCCAAACCUCUUCUUUCGCCGUCGCAAGAAGCACCACCACAAUGACGACAGCCACUCCGUCCUCGACGUCACUGCGGGCUCGCAAGUGAUGUACCCUUCAGCCAUGUACGCAUCCGCCACCAGCCCCUCCCACGCACACGCGGCUCGCGUGUCAGUGGAGUCGCUCGGAAACGAGCCAGCACACCGCCACUCUGCUGGGUCAGACGCCUUUCGCAUGUUUGAGCAGACGCGAGCCAGCGUCACAUCCCAGGACCUGGAACAGCAUCAGCAGCGGCGGCGCUAUCGCCAGCACACAGCGGUGUCAUCGAACAAGCAGUCACCCAGUGGGCGUGACGGCUCAUCCGGGCCGCACACACGAGACACACAUAACUCCUCCUAUUCGCAUGACGACCAUCUCGGGGCAUUCACGGAACACGGAGGUGAUAGCUCCGUCGGCAGCACACCGCGCGGCAGCGGACAGCGCUUCCUUGACGGCGAUGCGCACAAGCCAAGCGCCAUCUUCAACCUCAGUAACGGCGCCACCGCGGCACCGCCCACCACCACGUCCACCCCUCCUGGCCCCGCCGCCAGCCAGCAGCAGGACGAGACGCGCGUGCCCGUCGGCAGGGUUGUGUCUGUUCGCAACGAACGCCCCGAGGCGCUGGCUGCAUCCACGCAGUCAUCCAACAAUACCAAAGGCGCGCGUGCGCGCAAGCAAUCUGAGGAGACUGGCACAGAUGGGCGUGGCCCGUUGCGCUGGCUGCGGAACAGGUUUGGCGGUGCGAAGGACAGCCGGGAGCGCCGAUAUGCGCUCUCCCAUUCGCAUGCGGACUACGACGGCAGCUCGCCGCUCUUCUUCCUUCACAGCAGCGCUGCAAUGAAAGGCAGUGGCUCCCGUCACGCGCGCACGCGCGUCAAGGGCCUUGGGCUCAGCCCUUACCUGCGGUACACCCACCACGCGCGGCACAUGUUUCGCACCAUCUCGGAGCUGGUGCUCAUCAUCGUCAUGAUUGCGUUCCUUGCAUCCGGUUUGCUCUACUUCGGCCUGCAUGCCCACGUGCGUGAUGACGCACCGUGCUCAGCCACAUCCGGCAGCGCUGAGGUUGCCACACGGCGUGCAACAGCAUGGCAGUGCUUCCAAUCCAUGCUCUCGCUUCUCCUCACCAACAGCGACGAUUGGUGUGCUGUGAGGCUCAGUAUGGACGGCGCAGUCUACGUAACAGCCAUGGCGGUAUCUGUCCUCGGAACUCUGCUUCGGCUUGCAUUCCUCGGCUUCUUCAUCAUGCGUCUCUCGAAACGACCACCCUUUAUUCUCUUUUCCAAGUGGAUAUGCAUGGGCGACAAUCGUGAGAUCACGUCACGCAAGACACUCGAGUUUCGCAUCGGAAACCUCUAUGGCACAUCGCGUCGCAUUCUUCAGGCUCGCGUGCAAGUGACGAUGGGAUUCACGCCCCGUCUGCAGCACGGGUCUGCACGCAGACGCUUUAUCCGCCUGCCCCUGGUUGCGCACGAGACGGCCGCCAUGCCUGUGAUGUGGAGUUGUGUGCACGUCAUUGACAGCGAAUCCCCGCUGCUCAACGAAAACUGGGAGAAGUUGCAUGCACAGGACAUUGAGUUCUCCGUGCUGCUAUCUGGGAUUGACGAGAAGAGCAUGCAGCCGGUGUACCACUACCACCAGUACACGUCUGCGCAUCUGUUGACAGACGCAGCGUUCAAGCCCAUGACACACCACAAGAAGAACAAGGUUGUCUUCGACUUUACCAAGUUUCACUGCUGCUCCGUGCUUCGCCCAGUCAACCGCCAAAAGCAGAACUGACGGCACAGGGCUAACAGUGUUUGUUGGUUGUUGGUUGUGCGCCACAACAUGUGUUACUUGUCUUGCCUGCAGGCAAACUGGCAUGCGUCUGCUUUGCUUCUUGUGUUUGUUUCUUGCUUGCUUUGUUACUGUACGCUUGUGCCUCUGGAGAGAGCAGCGAGUCCUCAUGAGGAAAGACAUUGCUGCCACCGCUAUACUGUAUCAUCAUCACCACCAUCGUCGUCGUCAUCAUUGUCACUUGACAUCAUUCACCAUUGUCGGUUUUUUUUUUAUAUUUGCGCCUGCUUGCUUGUCGCCGCUUUGGGUCUUGAUUGUACACAGCACGUUCCCCUCCCUGCUGCCGCACCCCGUUUAUCCACCACUGCUUUCCCUUGUCAUGAAAGGUGUUUGCUGUAACAUAACACUUGGUUCGUUCAAUACACACGGCGAGAGAAG